Messenger RNA from Austrofundulus limnaeus, 1220 nucleotides. RefSeq names its product leucine rich repeat containing 61 (gene lrrc61). Gene Ontology annotation, cellular component: cytoplasm. Gene Ontology annotation, biological process: outer dynein arm assembly. Gene Ontology annotation, molecular function: protein binding. NCBI's taxonomy places the organism in Eukaryota, Metazoa, Chordata, Actinopteri, Cyprinodontiformes, Rivulidae. The record is from RefSeq and is a predicted model, not a curated record. The coding region runs from base 59 to 847 and encodes 262 amino acids. The transcript is spliced from 9 exons.
ACACUGGGCUCACCGUUUGUCCCGUUUUAUCGUAAUUUAAAAAAAAAAGUUACCCAGGAUGGAGUCGAAGCGAGACAAAGACCAGCAGGAUGUGGACUGCGAGAAGAUAACUGCAGUGCUGCUCAAGUCGCGUACAGGAGAGUUUGAUUUGGAAUCGAUAUUGUUUCUCAAACUGAGAGGCCUUGGUAUACAUGACCUGGGAUGCAUUGGAGAAUGUAUAAAUCUGGAGAGACUGGACCUAUCUGCGAAUAACAUCUCAAAUUUAGCUCCUCUAGCUACUCUUCGGCUUCUUUCUGUGCUAAAUUUGUCUUCGAACAAGAUCUCCAAUUUAGAACCUCUUCGUAGUUGCGAAAAUUUACAGAACCUAAAUGUUGCUGGUAAUAUCAUUUCCAGUAUCGAGAACCUACAUUGCCUUGUCUCUCUGCGAAAGCUGGAAAAUAUCCGUCUGAAAGACAACACACACAAUUACAGCAACUCAGUGUGCAGGAGUUCAUCAUAUAGAACUGCAGUGCUUGAGAUGUUCCCCAACAUCAAAGUUCUGGAUGGAGAAAGAGUUGUAGGGAGAGGAAGUGACUUGUACCAGCUAUGCAAAGACAUUGAUGACACUAUUAAAGCUGGUUCGUACAAGAAUGGGCAGCUCGUGGAACACCCCAAUUGUAAGCCAUGGGUGGAAGAUAGUUACUGGGAGAUAAAGAGGUCAAACAACGCCAUCAUUGAAGAAGCCUACAAGCAGUUUAACGAUGUUCUUCAUGAAUGCAGACUCCUCAACAACAGAGCCACGCACGUUAUUUCACAAACAGAAAAAUCUAUGAGCUUGAAGAAGCAGCCAAAGCAAUAUGCAAUCUAAGCUGGGCUAUUUUGGACACUUUAGUGUCUGAUGUUUUGCUGCUUUAUUUAUUUAUUUAUGUAUUUUUGCAGUGUAGCAAUGCUGACUUACUGUAGCUUUUUUAAAAUAACCGUGCUAUAUCCAAAUGCUUGAUGAAUAGCAUUGCCUGAUACACUUGCUCUUCACUGCAGUGUAAGAAACCUGCUGUAACUGUGUGCAUUCUAUGCGUUGGUUAUCAGAAACCACACGAUGGGGUUAGAAACAUUCAUCCAUACUGAUAUCCUUCAGUUUGGUUAUUAACUUGCACAAUGUGCAUUUUAAAUGCUGUAGCCUGCAAUUAUGCUCAAAGCUUUGCUGCAUUAAAGAUUUUUUUUACAUGUUGAUUCCCCCCCCC